CUUCACAUUUAAUUUUUUUAUGCAUUGAGCUUAUAAUUUUUGACACUUAAUAGAUAAACAUAAAAACUCGCCCAAAAUAUUUAUCGUCUUAGUUUUUAUAUAGAUUUUUAUGGGACUGGUCAAGGUUGAAGCUUUGUGGAGCCGUAAAUAUCGAUUAUAUAUCCAAAUCCAAAAUUUAAUUCAGUGUCGGUGGGCGUCAAAUAGAUUUUGUGUUAGUUUUUGCAGAAGUCAGCUGGUAUUUCUCGUUUUUUUCAUAUAUUUUUCAACUUGCGCUCAAUUUUCUACCAUGGCCGAAGAAAAUAAGCAUUUAACGGCUGUCCUUAGGGGCAACGGUCUAUUUACCAGGAAUCUCUAUAAGAUCUUAGCCCAAGAAAAAAACAAAAACAUAUUUUUUUCACCCGUAAGUAUCCACGCCGUUUUAGCACUAGCCGCACAAGGCUCGGCAGGCAAGACCAGAAAAGCCCUUACCGACACCCUACAAGUACCCGAUAUAGCCACUUUAGCUGAGGGAUACAAAGAAGCCAUGAAAAAGUUGAAUUCGGUAGAAGAUGUUACUUUACUCAUGGCGAACAAAGUUUACUUGAAAGAACAGUUCGCUUUACAAGAAUCUUUUAAGAAUAUCGUUACCUCUCACUUCUUUUCCGAGGUUCAGAAUAUAAACUUUGAACAAAACACGGCGGCUGCUAAGACAAUUAAUACCUGGGUCGAGGAGAAAACUAAAGAUAAAAUUAAAAAUCUUAUUCAACCCGAUGAUUUAAAUGCAGAUACCCGUUUGGUACUAGUCAACGCUAUUUAUUUCAAAGGUAAAUGGGCAGAACCUUUUGCACCAUCCGCUACACGCACCGAAAAAUUCUACCUCAACGAUAAGGAUACCAUCGACGUUAACAUGAUGCAUAUUAAGAAAAAGUUUUACUUUAAAAACGAUGAAGAUUUGGACGCCAAACUUCUAGAACUUCCAUACACGAAUAAAGACUUAAGCAUGAUCAUUAUUUUGCCCAACAAGAGAAACGGCAUUGAUGAAUUGGAAGCCAAAUUGGCUAACACCGAUUUAACUAAGAUUACUGAAGACAUGUUUAGACCGGAAGUUAUUGUAUCUCUACCUAAAUUUAAAAUUGAAACUACAAUCGAUCUUAACGAGCCUCUUUCUAAGCUUGGCCUGGCUGGAAUGUUUUCAAACGAUGCAGAUUUCUCAGGAAUGCUUCAAAGUCCCGAGGAACUCAAAGUCAGUAAAGUCAUUCAAAAAGCAUUUAUCGAAGUUAAUGAAGAGGGCGCCGAAGCUGCCGCUGCCACUGGCAUGCUGAUUAGGAAGAAAAAAUGCCUAAUAUGGCAACGUGAUGAAAUAAUAUUUGAAGCUGAUCAUCCAUUUAUUUUCACUUUAAAGGAAAACGUUAAUAAUGAAAUUAACAUUCUGUUCAAAGGAAGGAUUGUUAUGCCAACUAGUAUUAGUGUAACCAUGUGAAAAAGACAAAAUAGUUAUUUGUUAGACUCUAAUAGCAGUCAGUGUUUUCUCUACAAAAAUUCUCAUGUUUAUUAUAUCUGUCAGUCUAAUCCUCCUUUAAGUAAAGAAGGAAGUAGAUCACCAAAGUCGGUAUGAUUAGAGUGGGUAAGAGUGAGAGAGUCGUUCACGUGAACGCUGUAAUCUAUAUAUGUCGCUAUGUCAUCUCAUCUAACCACAUCGAGUUGGCGCCGUCAUUUUACAAAAUAGUACGUCUAUUUUCGUUAUUAUUGGUCCGAUUCGAAUAAGACAAUCGACAUUCAGAUAUCAUACUUAACGAAAAAAAUUGUGUAGUAACAUUACCAAAAGAACACUGUGAUAUAUUUACAUCAUUAUUCGAACUUUCAUUUAGACGUAAUAUAUAAUGAAAAAAAUCUGCGCAGUAGCAGUCUGAAAAGGAUAUAACCUUAUAUCUUCGUUAUUAUUCGUUUGAUUUAAAUGAAAAAAAUCGUAUAGAUGUCAUAACUUUCCCAAAAGUACCCAAUGGUAUAUAUUCGUUAUUAUUCGUCUGAUUCGAACGCUCGAAACGUUAUUCAAUAUCAAAUGUAUAAAAACAUGAGAAUCGAAAUUGGCAACAUUCAUAUCAAUGGUACCAUGAAAAAGGAAAGCACUGCAUCAUCAAAUAUCAAAAAGUUGACGCGGUUAAAUCCUCCAUAUCAAUACCAACAAUACCAAGAAGUAUGCGCCAUCGUAAUCAAUAUUCAGUAACGAGCUGUCUACAGAAGGUAAUAGACGUAAAAUUGAAGAUAUUGGAAAAAAAGGUUGGGAGCUAAGUAAAGACAUAACAUUAUACGAAGAUAGAAGAUAGAAAGCAUGCCGGCUUUGGUGAUCUACUGAAGGACACGUUGUUUUAAUUGGGAUAUAUUAUGCUGUUUGUCAUUCAUUUCGUUUAGUGCAUGAAUCGUAUAGAUACACCUAUAUAGUAUUUUUAAGAUAACUUUAAAAUGACGUACAACAAAACUUUUCUUACUUGUUGGACAUUUUCUUGAGAAGUUCAUUAAAAAUUACAUAAUUUAGUAAAUUGUAUAGUUCAGAUUAUUACAAUGAAUCAAGGCGGAGUAUAAUGUGAACCAACUCUCAUUUAAAAACAAAACAAAAUGUGGCUAAAAUUGAUUGAGGUACGAAUAAAAAUCCGCUGGGAUUGCUAGUUUAAUUACGGUAACAGUCUUGCCAAUGGAUUUUACCUGAUUUUCGGAUAUUAUUAUCCAACUUACGAACUUAUCUUCAUCGGGCAAUAAUUUUGUUUGGAAUGCCUAAUAGUAGGUAUAAUAUGUGGACGAGGCGCCAUUUUAAAGGUGUAGUGAAAAUCUUAUAUGAGAGCAUAACCUACGAGAUCAUUAAAGUAAUUUUGUAAUCGUAGCUGAAACGGAAUGAAUGUUACAAACUUUCCAUCGUUAAUAGAAAUUGUUUAAUCAUCAUUAUCUUUUUCUUCGUCUUCCUGUUCUUAUUUCUUCAUCUUCUUCAUAUUCUACUCUUAAAAUCUAUAUUUUUAAUAUAUUACGUACCCUAAAAGUUAUUUUAUUUAUUUGAAGUCAUGUAUCUCGAAUAUAUGCCACUAAUUUAUUAACCUGUUAGUUAAUUUUCGAUUAAUAUUUUCAAUAUUCACCUUAGCAAAAUUGAUUUUCUCUUCUAACUUUAGACUUUGUAGAUCUGUCACUCAUUCACUGUCCUAAUAUCAGAUUGUAUGUCUUUCUGUCUUAUAGUUAACAGCAAGAUAGCUUUCGAUUUUCGAUGAAGUAGUUGUAUAUGUGUAGUUGACCUAAAGUCAUAUUACCUAAAAAUCCCUAGAUAAUAUUGACGUUGCCCAACUUAGAAAUUUUGAAUCUUAAAAUUAUAGAGGUUAUGCAGGUAUAGGUUAAGAUUUAUUGUAAGCUAAAUAUAUGAUAGUGAUAAUAUUAGAAUUCCACAGGUAAAUUUAAAACAUAUUUGGGUACAGUGAUAUAACUCUAUUUAAUUUCUUUGAAAAACAACUAAACAAAUAUAUUUUUAUGCAAUUCGCUGUGCUGAUUUUAUUUUCUUUGGCAAUAAACGUUAGUAUUUUGAUUGGACAAAAUGUACUAGGUUUUAUAUGCAACACUUUUCAGGUAUGAAAGCUAGGAGGAUAAUGUGUUCAAGACAGAAAGCUUUCUCACAAAAAUAUGAAACUAAUCAUCCUUACAUUAUAAUAUUUAAAGAAAUUGUUGAAAACCAAAAUAAAAUUUUCUUUUGCGGCAAAAUUUGCCUGCCUAUUGUAUAAAAAAAAUUAUAUAUUAAAUUAUAUAAUAAUUAUGUAGGAAAUAGUAACACAAUUAUUAUUUUUUUAUGUUUAAAACGUUAAAUAUCUGCCAUGACACAAUCACGAUCAAACGAACUUGCUUCGUCAUAUACAUAUGACUGAUUUAAUUGAAGAGCUUUGUAAGAACAGAAAAUGGAUUUUAUUCUUUAAAUAAAUUAUUAUAAACA
This is a messenger RNA of Psylliodes chrysocephalus, 3937 nucleotides long. The record is from the annotation of a GenBank genome assembly. Lineage: Eukaryota; Metazoa; Arthropoda; Insecta; Coleoptera; Chrysomelidae.